Candida tropicalis MYA-3404 is the source of this 564-nucleotide messenger RNA. RefSeq lists its product as uncharacterized. The coding region runs from base 1 to 564 and encodes 187 amino acids. Gene Ontology annotation, biological process: DNA repair; regulation of DNA-templated transcription. The record is from RefSeq and is a predicted model, not a curated record. Lineage: Eukaryota; Fungi; Ascomycota; Pichiomycetes; Serinales; Debaryomycetaceae. The transcript has a single exon. Gene Ontology annotation, molecular function: DNA binding; methyltransferase activity; zinc ion binding.
AUGUUUCCAAAUAAUCUAUACAACAACGAUAUGAUCACGUUCCCGGAUGAUGAUUCUAAAUAUCAAGCAAUAUUAGACAGAAAUCCUCAAGCAGAAGGACACUUUGUAUAUGGUGCUAUUACGACCAGAAUAGUAUGUCGUCCUACAUGUAAUUGCCGAGUAGCAAUGAGAAAGAAUGUGGUAUUUUUUAAUAAUAUGAGAGAAGCAAAGGCUCAAGGAUAUAGGAGUUGCAAAAGAUGUAAACCAGAACAAGUCAGCGGUUGGAAUAAAAGUAGAGAGUUUAUAAAUGCAUCCUGUUCGAUGAUACAUGAUAGAGCAAUCAAUGGAGACAAAUUGGAUAUUGAUGCCAUUAUCAAGGAUAUCGGAGUUUCAAAAUGGCACUUUUAUCGUAUGUUUAAAAAUUACACUGGUGUCACACCAAGAUCAUUUUACAUUCAAUGCCAGUUACUACAAGAAAAUCCACUAGAUACUUUCCCACUUCCUGAGAUUGAAACAAAACGAAAUUUAAAACGAGUUAAAGAAGUACUUAAUCUAUAUACAAAUCCAAAUAUUGGUGUGAGUUAG